AUGAGCACUUGUUGGAGUGAGCCUCAGCUUGUGUGGCAGGUGUUGAGGGACCUGUCAGAUAUGUUGCAGGUGUUGAGGGACCUGUCAGAUAUGUUGCAGGUGUUGAGGAACCUGUCAGGUGUUGAGGAACCUGUCAGGAAUGUUGCAGAUGUGGAGGAACCUGUCAGGUAUGUUGCAGAUGUUGAGGAACCUGUCAGGAAUGUUGCAGAUGUGGAGGAACCUGUCAGGAAUGUUGCAGAUGUGGAGGAACCUGUCAGGAAUGUUGCAGAUGUGGAGGAACCUGUUAGGAAUGUUGCAGAUGUUGAGGAACCUGUCAGGAAUGUUGCAGAUGUGGAGGAACCUGUCAGGAAUGUUGCAGAUGUGGAGGAACCUGUCAGGAAUGUUGCAGAUGUGGAGGAACCUGUCAGGAAUGUUGCAGAUGUGGAGGAACCUGAGAAAAAGAGUAUAUUUUUGAAGAACUCAAAUUAUCGUAUUAUGGAUAAUCCCAAUCGUGCCCUAAUAUAUCUAUGGGUUUCGUGUUAG
Molecule: messenger RNA, 522 nt
Organism: Procambarus clarkii (red swamp crayfish)
Lineage: Eukaryota; Metazoa; Arthropoda; Malacostraca; Decapoda; Cambaridae
Source: RefSeq, a predicted model, not a curated record